GGUGCAACCGACUGUGGAGAUGGAAGGUUCUGCGAAGCGGGCCUUCAAUGUGCUACUAAAAAUUUUUGCAUGCCAGUGGGUGCAACUGACUGUGGUGGAUACCACUGUGAUGCGCUUCGUGAUAAUUGUUAA
Funneliformis mosseae is the source of this 132-nucleotide messenger RNA. The record is from the annotation of a GenBank genome assembly. Lineage: Eukaryota; Fungi; Glomeromycota; Glomeromycetes; Glomerales; Glomeraceae.